Messenger RNA from Leishmania braziliensis MHOM/BR/75/M2904, 720 nucleotides. RefSeq lists its product as hypothetical. The transcript has a single exon. Lineage: Eukaryota; Euglenozoa; Kinetoplastea; Trypanosomatida; Trypanosomatidae. The record is from RefSeq and is a predicted model, not a curated record. The coding region runs from base 1 to 720 and encodes 239 amino acids.
AUGGACUCCGUCUUUGGUCGCCCACAGACGAAGGUGAAGCUGGACGAUGUCGCUUACGACAAGUCCGCGCCACACUACAGCGGCACAGUCUUUGGGCUGCCAGCUGACAACGUCAUUUUCUACUCGAAGGUGGCUGCCGGCACGUUCGCGACGUUGGUUGUCGUGUACAUUUUCUUCAAGGGCUACGUUCUUCUCUCCCGCUUUAGUCUGCAGACGGUCGCUCGGCUAGGGUUUAUGAGCGGCUUUGCGUGCUGUCUUAUCAGCUACACAGUCGCCCUGUCUCUCAUCCGGCGCUACCGCAUCAAUGCCGAGACGGUGUACAAUCAAUCCAUUGCGCUUGUCAUGCGCAAUGAAAAGGUGGUGCAGCACCUCGGCACGCACCCACGCACCGGCGACUUCCGCACGUACAACGCGACCGGCGGCUUCAAGCUGCCGUUGAUGCGCCGCAUCCGCAGUGGCUCGUACGAGCUGUCGGACCUCCUCGGGCUGAAGCAACGCCGGCUGCAGAUGCUCCUCACACUCAAGAACCCCUCCAGCGGCAACGAAGGCCUGGUCUCGUGCGAUGUGCGUAAGGAGAGCACCGGCUUCUUGUCUUCCACGAAUGUGUACAAGUCUCUCUCCAUCACGCUCUACUCGGAGAACAAGAAGGCGGAGCCGGAGACGAUCAUUCUGAUCGGCAAACCGGAGGAUGUCGUGUACCGCUCUCUCAUCCUGCGCUGA